CUAGAGGACCAGAAGGGCCAAGAGGACCAAAAGGUGAUCGUGGAAAAAUGGGAAUGCCUGGUUAUCCUGGAAUUCCAGGUUUGCCGGGUGCUCCUGGUGUUGCUGGACCAAGAGGUUAUCCCGGUUUAGAUGGAUGUAAUGGUACAGACGGAAAACCAGGUUUACCAGGACGUGCUGGAAAUCCUGGUCCACCUGGUGAGCCAGGACCAUAUGGUCCAAAAGGAGAUAAAGGUGAACCAGCAACUUCACCAUCAGAUAAAGGUCAAAAAGGCGAACCUGGAAGAGAUGGUGCCAAUGGUUUACCUGGACCGAUGGGUUUUGAAGGGCCAAAAGGCGAAAGAGGUUUGCCAGGAUAUCCUGGAUCAAAAGGAGACAAAGGUGAUAUUGGACCGAUGGGCCAAGUUGGCAAAAUGGGAGUCUGUAUAGAAGGCGUCAAAGGCGAACGUGGUGAUAAAGGAGACAAAGUUGUAUGCUACACAAAAUCAGAUCCAUCAAUUGGACCACCUGGUACGGAAGUUAUCACUGUCAAAGGACCAUCUGGUGAUAAAGGUGACAAAGGUGAAGUUGGACCGAAAGGAGAUCCUGGUUUUGAUGGUGAACCUGGAAGAAGUGGCCCGCCUGGCCAAGUCGGUGAUAAAGGCGAUAAAGGUACGCAAGGACCGGUGGGAAGUCGUGGCAAAGAAGGAAUGCCUGGAUUGCCAGGUUUGAAUGGAUACAAAGGAGAUCGUGGUGAAACUGGUUUUCCUGGAUUGCCUGGAAUUAAAGGCACAAAAGGAGACUUGGGACCUAUGGGUUGGGGCGGCGAAAAAGGUAUACAAGGUCCGCCUGGUAUGCCUGGAGGUUCACAAGGUCGUCCAGGACCACCCGGACCCCCUGGACCAAAAGGAAAUAUUGGCUUGCCUGGAUCACAAGGAAUGCCAGGUAUCAAAGGUGACAUGGGGCCGAGAGGACCACCUGGACCGCCAGGAGGACAAGGAACGCCAGGAUUACCUGGAAGAGAAGGACCAAUGGGUUUGAAAGGAAACAAAGGAGAUCCUGGAUAUCCGGGUAAACCUGGAGUAGACGGCCCACCCGGUUUACCAGGUUUGACUGGAAGUAAAGGCGAGCCUGGAAUGAAAGGCGAUCCUGGAUUUAGUAUACCUGGACCAAAAGGGCUUGACGGCAUGAAAGGUUUGAAUGGAAUUCCUGGAAGUAAAGGCGACAGAGGUCAAAAAGGUGAACGUGGAAUACCUGGCGAUUCAAAAGAUGGAAUUCCUGGACCACCAGGUUUUCCGGGAGAAAAAGGAGAUAAAGGAUAUUCUGGUAGACCAGGACAACCAGGUUUACCGGGACUUACUGGACCGAAAGGUGAUUCAGGUAGAUCCUGUUCAUCAUGUAUACCCGGUAUUAAAGGAGAAAAAGGCGAUCGCGGAAGAGAUGGUUUGCCGGGAAUUCAAGGAUUAAAAGGUGAAUCAGGUCCGAUGGGUCCACCUGGACCAAGAGGUGAUGAUGCUAUUCCAGGCUUUCCUGGAUUCAAAGGAGAUCGGGGUUAUCCCGGUUUGCCAGGAAAAGAUGGGCCAAAAGGUGACAAAGGCCAGCCGGCAAUUAUCUCAUCAUUGCCAAAAGGCGAAAAAGGAGAACGUGGUUUCAAAGGCGAUAAAGGUGAACAUGGAUUGAAUGGAAGAACUGGUUCACCAGGUUUACCCGGUCUAAUGGGUAUUAAAGGCGAUAAAGGAGAUAAAGGUUUUCCGGGAUUUCCAGGAACACAUGGUCAACAAGGUAUUCCUGGUAUGCCUGGUUUACAAGGUUCCAAAGGAGAACCAGGAAUUGGUUUGGAUGGUUUACCCGGACAACCCGGUCCACCUGGAGUACGUGGUGAUAAAGGAGAUCGUGGUUUCCCGGGUCCAAAAGGAGAACCAGGAAAUGUGGAUUGUACUGGUGAUCUAACUUAUACUGGCCCACCUGGUGAUAUGGGAUUUCCUGGACCAAAAGGUGAACCCGGUGAAAGUGGUUCACCAGGAUUGAAUGGAAAAAAUGGAUUGCCUGGAUAUCCUGGAAUUAAAGGUGAAAAAGGUACUGAUGGUUUACCUGGUGCUCCAGGUCCACAAGGACCGCCUGGAAUGCCCGGAGAAAAAGGACAAAUUGGAAUACCAGGACCAAUCGGUGAACCUGGAAUGCUUGGACAACCUGGAACUCCUGGACCACCUGGUUUGUCGGGACAAAAGGGUGAUAAAGGUUUUCCUGGAACUGGUAGAACUGGUUUGCCUGGUAUACCUGGUAGUUCUGGUCCAAAAGGUGAUAUGGGUCCACCCGGUCAGUCUGGAGAAAAAGGCAACAAAGGUCAUCCUGGAAUUAUGGGAAUAAAAGGAGAUAUUGGAUAUCCUGGUAUACCAGGUAUUCCCGGAACAAAAGGUGAUAUUGGUGAACCCGGGCUUCCUGGAUUAUCCGGUCCUGAAGGUCCUCCUGGUUUCCCUGGUCGUGAUGGUAUGAAAGGAAAUAAAGGUGAUCCUGGUCGAUUUGGACAGCCAGGAAUGCAUGGUCUACCUGGACAAAAAGGCGAUAGAGGAUUUCCUGGUUUAUCUGGUCUACCUGGAAUGCCUGGAAAAGAAGGAAAUCCUGGAGCUCCUGGUCGAGAUGGGAUGCCUGGAAUACCCGGAAUGAAAGGAGAAAAAGGUGAUUCAAUACCUGGACCACCAGGUUUGCCAGGCCAACAUGGCGUAGAUGGAAUGCCUGGACUUAAAGGUGACAAAGGAUAUGCUGGAAUGCCUGGAAUGCCCGGUCAAAAAGGCAUUCAAGGUCCAAAAGGUGACAAAGGUUAUCACGGUAUUCCCGGUCCACAAGGUCCACCCGGUGAUGUAGCAAUGAAAGGCGAUAAAGGAGAUGCUGGUAUUCAACCGGGUGCUCCUGGAUUGCCUGGUGAAAGAGGAGUUCCCGGUAUGCCUGGUUUACCAGGAAUGAAAGGUGAUCCUGGAAUUCCAGCAACAAGUUUGGAAGGUAUUAAAGGAGAUAAAGGUGAUCCUGGAAAUCCAGGACCACCCGGACUUUAUGGAUUACCCGGUCCUAAAGGCGAUAAAGGUCUUCAAGGAUUACCAGGAUUUCCAGGACCAAAGGGUGAAACUGGUCAACCAGGACCUUAUGGCCCACCUGGUCCUCGUGGCAAUCCUGGACUUCCAGGUUUUCCCGGACAAAAAGGAGAAAUGGGCAAUGCUGGUUUUCCUGGAUUGAAAGGUGUAUCCGGUGAUGUUGGAUUACCUGGAUUGCCCGGUUUUCCUGGUCAAAAAGGUGAUCCUGGCUUACCCGGUAGAGGCGGUGAAAAAGGUGAUAAAGGCGAUCAAGGAUUACAAGGAUUACCUGGUAUUCCAGGAAUGAAAGGUGAUCGUGGAUUUCCUGGUGCACCUGGACCACAAGGUCAACCUGGUUUGCCUGGAUCAAAAGGUGAUAUUGGUGAGCCUGGACUUGAUGCAAGAUGCUCAGAUAUUGGAAAAGUUGUCAAAGGUGAUCGUGGCUUGCCUGGAAUGCCAGGAAUGCCUGGACCUACUGGACCACCAGGCAUUGGAAUCAAAGGAGAUAAAGGUGAUUCCGGUUUUCCUGGUCAACCCGGAUUUCCAGGAACUCCGGGUUUGCAAGGAAACCCAGGUUUGACUGGAUUACCAGGACUUCCUGGAUUGAAAGGUGAUAGAGGUUUGCCAGGAAUGCCUGGCGCGAAUGGAAAAGAUGGACUUCCAGGGCAACCUGGUCCGCCUGGUAAUGAAGGAAUGACUGGCGAUAAAGGAGAUAAAGGUGACAGCGGAUGGCCAGGAGUUCCAGGUUUACUUGGUGUAAAAGGAGAACCUGGCUUACCUGGAAGACCUGGAAUGCCCGGAUUGAUUGGACCACAAGGUGUGCCUGGUGAUAAAGGUGAUUCUUGCGUUGCACCAGUAAUAACCGGUGAAAAAGGCGACAAAGGUGAACCUGGAUUUCCAGGUCGUGAAGGUUAUGUUGGACCAGCUGGAAUUCCAGGAGAAAAAGGAGAAUCUGGACCACCUGGAGUUCAAGGAAUGCCUGGUCUACCUGGAUUUCCGGGUACAAAAGGUGAAAGAGGAUUUGAUGGUAUACCUGGUCCACCAGGACCCAAAGGAAAUCAAGGUCCAAGAGGAUUUGAUGGUUUACCCGGUGAUUCGGCAUCAAAUUAUUUUACCGGUAUAUUAUUAGUACGACAUAGUCAACAAAGUUCAAUACCAGAAUGUCCAAAUGGAAUGGGAAAAUUAUGGGAUGGUUAUAGUUUACUUUAUAUUGAAGGAAAUGAAAAAGCACAUAGUCAAGAUUUAGGAUUUGCCGGUUCUUGUUUACGACGUUUCAGUACAAUGCCAUUUUUGUUUUGUGAUUCGAAUAGUGUUUGUAAUUAUGCAAGUCGUAAUGAUAAAUCAUAUUGGUUAACAACUAAUGCACCAAAACCAAUGAUGCCCGUUAGAGAAGCAGCUAUACAAAAUUAUAUAAGUCGUUGUGUUGUUUGUGAAGCACCAAGUAAUGUGAUUGCUGUUCAUAGUCAAACAGUAUCAAUACCACAAUGUCCACAAGAUUGGACUGAACUUUGGAUUGGUUAUAGUUUUGCUAUGCAUACCGGUGCUGGUGCUGAAGGUGGUGGACAAUCAUUAUCAAGUCCAGGUAGUUGUUUGGAAGAAUUUCGUGCAACACCAUUCAUCGAAUGUAAUGGUGCGGCUGGUGGUUGUCAUUUUUUUGCUAAUAAAUUUAGUUUCUGGUUAACAACAAUCGAUUCGGGUAAAGAAUUUCAAAAACCAAUUAGUGAAACAUUAAAAUCGGGUAAUUUACGUAGCAAAGUAAGUCGUUGUGCUGUUUGCUAUAAACCCUGAAACAACAAACAAAAACCAGCAAAAAAAAAUUGAUGAAAUUAUUUCUACUUUCGCUAAGUUAUAUGAUUGAUUCUUUCUUUUGUUAUGAGUAUGUUUUUUUUUCUUUUCUUCUUUUUUCUUGUCAAUUUCUUU
This is a messenger RNA of Dermatophagoides pteronyssinus (European house dust mite), 4961 nucleotides long. It is a transcript of the gene Col4a1, whose product is annotated as Collagen type IV alpha 1. Gene Ontology annotation, cellular component: collagen trimer. Lineage: Eukaryota; Metazoa; Arthropoda; Arachnida; Sarcoptiformes; Pyroglyphidae. Gene Ontology annotation, molecular function: extracellular matrix structural constituent conferring tensile strength. The record is from RefSeq and is a predicted model, not a curated record. Gene Ontology annotation, biological process: extracellular matrix organization.